This is a messenger RNA of Paramecium octaurelia, 306 nucleotides long. The record is from the annotation of a GenBank genome assembly. NCBI's taxonomy places the organism in Eukaryota, Ciliophora, Oligohymenophorea, Peniculida, Parameciidae.
AUUUAAUUAGGAAUUAAUGGGAUGCAUUUAAAGUUAAAACAAAAUGAAAACACCUCAAAAGGCUACUUUACCAGUUGAAAGGCAUGCUAUUUAAAAAUGCUAUUACACUAACACAUUAUAUAUUAAUGAAAUAGGACAAAAGUAUCAAAUCAUUCGAGAAGGAAAAAGGUUAACUAAAGUACCAAUUUUGAAAAGAUUAUAAUAAAAUCCACUAUACCUUAAAAGGACUAGUUCAUAAUCAGAUUUGAGCAUCUAAUCCAAAAGUACUUUCUGAACUUUAAAUUCCUAUGAAUUUUUAUCAGCCAC